AUGUCAAAAAGAUCAAAAAAUGAAAAUUUCUCUUCUUCAUUAAAAGAUGUACAGAACGAGAACAUUGCAAACCGUUACAUAGCAAGGAUUCCAUUUUCAGACAUAACUAAUGUUAUCUAUACUGAUACGAAUAAGGAAGCGAAGGAGAGGCGAAGACAACGAAAAAUCUAUUUGGAUUCUCGGAAAAACAGGUCUCUACAAACACAUUCUAACGCUCUCAGGAAUGUAUCUUCAGUUUUCAUCCCUAAAAUUACUCAAGAUGAGAGUAAGGAGAGGCGUAAACUUAGAAAAUUAUACAUCGAUGGUAAACGUUAUGGAAUGCAAAAAGGUAAAUCACAAUCAAUAGAUGUUAUAGCAUCUACUUCUGGUUCAUCAUCCAUUCCGCAUUACAUGCUCAAUGAUACAACACAGGCGUCCAUUGAAUAUGGAGUUUAUGACCCGAGAUUUCUUCAAAAUGACUGCAAAGAGAGACGGAGGUUAAGGAAAUUAUAUUUAGACAGUAAAAGAUCUACUACUCUACAACAACGAAAAUUACACCCUUCCAAUACUUUAACAUCUUCUACUGAUUUAAGAUUGUUGUCUUCCAACACGCACAAUGUUACUCCUACAUCGUCGGUGUUACCUACAAGUACUGUUAGCUGUCUUACAAACAACAUGACUACACCAAUAAACAUUCGUCGUUUUUCUCUAUCUUCAAACAUCACAAAUUCUGGCAACACAUCUACUAUUCUCGAAAGUUCUUCUUUACAGAGGAUGUCGCCAGGAAAACGUAAGUUAAUAAGUAAAUCGCGAGUUACAUCUCCUAUACCAAUGAUUGACUUGACGAUAGAGGAAACUACAGAUGAGGCAAUCUACAAAGGAGUUUCAACAGAUUAUAUCGAUCAUGGUGACCAAUGUAUUACUUGUGAAGUAUGCAAUGCUAAAUUAUGGGAUGCUGAAAAAGGAAGGGGAAGAAAAGAGAAAGAAAGAAUAUGCUAUUUCUUAUGUUGUGGUUACGGCAAAGUAGAACUACCAGAUUAUAAAGAUGCUGUUCCAAGUUAUAAGAAACUUUUUAUGUAUAAGGAUAAAGAAAGCAAACAUUUUUUGAAUAAUAUUCGACGGUAUAACUCAAUGUUUGCUUUCACGUCAAUGGGUGGUAAGGUUGAUCCCACUGUUAACAGAGGUAAUGGACCAUUCUGCUACAGAAUUAGUGGAGAGAACUACCACAGCACUGGAAGCCUGCUUCCGGAAGACGGAGAUCAACCUAAAUUUUGCCAGCUCUACAUUUUCGAUACUGAAAACGAACUUUCCAACAGACAAUCCGUAUUUAGUCGUUCAAAGGAUUCAUCCUCCUCGAGUGGUGCUGAACUUGAUACUAAACUGAUUGAACAUAUAAAAUGUCUUUUAGAUUCAGAAAAUCAGUUGGUAAAAGCUUAUAGGAUGGUUAGAGACCGUUUUCAUGAAAACCCUGAUCUUAAUCUGAAGCUUCGUCUAAUUGGUAUUAGAGAAAAGGAUGGACGAACAUAUAAUUUACCAACAUGUGGUGAAGUUGCUGCUCUAAUUGUUGGGGAUAUUGCCAACACAAUCAACAAUAGAGAUAUAGUUAUUGAAACGCGGACAGGUACUUUGAAACGAAUUAGUGAAUUGCAUCCUUCAUACCUUGCACUUCAAUAUCCUAUUUUGUUUCCUUAUGGUGAUGAUGGUUAUAGAAUUGACAUCCCUCAUCGUGGUGUCGUAGACGUAAUCAAUAAGAAACGUCCAAAUUGUACAAUGAGAGAGUUCUUUGCAUAUCGUUUGCAAGACAGAAUUAAUCAGUUUUCAUUGAUUCUAAAUUCAAGGAGACUCUUUCAACAAUUCUUGGUUGAUGCGUAUACUAUGAUUGAGAGCGAAAGGCUUAAAUACAUACGACUUCAACAAAAGAAUCUAAGGUCAGAUAGCUAUGAAAGUCUAUGUGAAUUAAGAAAUAAGGGCCAGCAAGACAUAUCUAACGUUGGAAAACGAAUAUUUUUGCCCUCUUCGUUUACCGGUGGCGCGAGAUAUAUGAUGCAAAAUUAUUUAGAUGCCAUGGCUAUCUGUAAGUGGUUUGGUUAUCCGGAUUUUUUUAUAACCAUCACGUGCAAUCCAAAGUGGCCUGAGGUAAAAAGGUUUCUUAGAGACACAAAUCUUAAACCUGAAGAUAGGCCCGAUAUACUGACCAGAUUAUUUAAAAUAAAGUUGGAUUCAAUUUGCAAAGAUUUUAAAGAACGCCAUCUAUUUGGAAAAGUUGCAGCAGUUGUUUACACAAUCGAGUUUCAAAAGAGAGGACUGCCUCGUGCCCACCUAUGCUUAUUCUUAGAAAAUGAAUCCAAGCUUCCAACGGUAGACCAUGUUGAUCCAUUUAUAACUGCAGAAAUCCCUAAUGAAGAAGAAGAUGCAGAAUUAUAUGCACUUGUGAAAGACUAUAUGAUUCAUGGUCCAUGUGGUAACGCUAAUUUAAGUUGUCCAUGUAUGGUUGACAAUAAGUGUUCCAAGGGUUUUCCAAAGAAAUUUCAAGAUCAUACUACACUGGAUUCAAAUGGAUUCCCAAUAUACAAAAGAAGAGAUAAUGGUGUUUCUGUAGUGAAAAAUGGAAUUGACUUAGACAACCGAAGUGUUGUGCCAUACAACAAAAAACUUUUGAAACGGUACCAGGCACAUAUAAAUGUUGAGUGGUGCAAUCAAGCCGGAUCAAUUAAAUAUUUGUUUAAAUAUAUAAAUAAAGGACCUGAUAGAGCAACCGUUGCAGUUGUCCAACAUGAUAGUAACAACGAAGAACUAGAACAAGACGAGGUCAAAGAAUAUUAUGAUUGUAGGUAUCUAUCGGCUUGUGAGGCAUCUUGGAGGAUCUUCGCAUACGAUGUGCAUUACAGGACUCCAUCUGUUAUGAGGCUGCCAUUCCAUCUUCCCGGAAAACAACCUGUUGUUUUUGGACCCGACGAGGAUAUUAAUCAAGUCCUUAACAAACCAUCUGUCAAAGCUUCAAUGUUUCUUUCCUGGAUGGAACGUAACAAAGACCCGAAUGACACAUUGGCCCGUACACUUACAUAUGUUCAGUUUCCAAGUUGGUAUGUAUGGAAGCUUGAUAAACGUUGUUGGGAACCUAGACAAAGACAUAAGUCAAUUGGGAGAAUUCACGCUGUAAGUCCAUCUCUUGGGGAAGCAUAUUAUUUAAGAAUUCUUCUUAACAAAGUGAAAGGGCCAAAAUCUUUUGAUGAUAUUAAAACAGUUGAUGGUAAGGUAUAUGAUACAUUUAGAGAUGCAUGUUAUGCACUCGGUCUUUUGGACGAUGACGCAGAAUACAUUGAGGCAAUCAAAGAAGCAAAUGAAACAGGAUCCCCUUCGUAUCUUCGUAAUUUAUUUGCUACUUUGCUAUUAACAAAUACGUUGUCCAGACCUGAGGUUGUAUGGGAAAGCACAUGGAGAUACAUGACAGACGACUUUAUCUACAGACUUAGAAAAUAUCAUCGUCUUACAGAUUUAUCAAUUCCAGAUCACCAACUUAAAAACUAUGUUUUGAGUGAAGUUGAAAAAUUCUUAGCCAGAAACAACUCAUCACUCAAAAGAUUUGAGACAAUGCCGUACCCAGAUACUGCGUCUAUGUCUGAUUUAGACAAUCGUUUGAUUAACGAGGAGCGUAUCUACGACCAAACGAAUCUUCAAGUUGAAUUUAAUAAUCAACUUAAUUUGCUAACUGAGGAGCAACGGUCAGUUUUCCAACAAAUAAUCAACGCAGUUGAGGGUAACAAAGGUGGGGUUUUUUUUGUGUACGGCUAUGGUGGGACCGACAAGACCUUCUUAUGGAAGACAUUAUCUGCGGCAAUCAGAUCAAAAGGUCAAAUUGUAUUAAACGUUGCUUCAAGUGGCAUCGCGUCGUUGUUAUUGUCUGGUGGCAGGACCGCGCAUUCCAGGUUUCGUAUUCCAUUGAAUCUUACUGAGGAUUCAGUUUGUCAUAUAAAACCGAAUGGAGAUGUUGCUAGACUACUACACGAAACAAACUUGAUUAUAUGGGAUGAAGCGCCUAUGGUCCAUAAGCAUGCAUUCGAAGCGUUGGAUAGAACAAUGAACGACAUUUUCAAUAUCGAAACUUCAAACAGAUCAAACAUCCGCUUUGGAGGGAAGGUUAUUGUUUUAGGAGGCAAUUUUAGACAGAUCCUUCCUGUUGUUCCAAAUGGUGGAAGACAAGAGAUUGUCAAUGCCUCAAUAAGUUCGUCUUAUCUGUGGAAUACAUGUAAGUUGCUGAGAUUAACAAAAAACAUGAGGUUAACAGUUGGAAGUUCAGCAUCGGACGCUGAAGAAAUAAAACAAUUUGCCAAAUGGCUUUUGGAUAUAGGUGAGGGAAAUGUUGGUGGUCCAAAUGAUGGAGAAGCGUCAAUUGAAAUACCAAGCGACCUUCUAAUCACUGAUACAUCGGAUCCCAUUUCAACUUUAAUUGAUUUUGUGUAUCCUUCAAUUCUCGAAAACUUCAACAAUCAGAAUUAUUUCAGUGAGAGGGCUAUACUUGCACCUAAGAACGAGGUUGUGCAUGAAAUUAAUGAUCGGUUGUUGUCACUAUUCCCAGGAGAAGAACGAGAGUAUCUUAGUUCAGACAGUCUUUUAUCCGGCUUACCUAAUCAUAGGCUAGCACUAAAAGUAGGCGUGCCGGUGAUGCUAUUACGUAACAUUGACCAACAAAAUGGGCUUUGCAAUGGUACACGACUACAAGUCAAAAAAAUGUAUAACCGUGUAAUAGAAGCCGAGAUAAUAUCCGGAGGGAACAUAGGCACACGCACUUAUAUACCAAGGAUUAGUUUGAUACCUUCUGAUAAAAAAAUUCCUUUUGAGUUUCAAAGGAGACAAUUUCCGUUGGCUGUUUGUUUCGCAAUGACUAUUAACAAGAGUCAGGGACAAUCACUGUCUAGAGUUGGUCUGUAUCUGAAGCAACCAGUUUUCACCCAUGGUCAGCUGUAUGUUGCUUUAUCAAGAGUUAAAACCAGACAAGGAGUUAAACUUCUGAUUUUGGACAAUGACGGCAAACCUACUAAUAAAACGACAAAUGUAGUUUACAAAGAAGUAUUUCGUGACUUGUGA
Messenger RNA from Helianthus annuus (common sunflower), 5064 nucleotides. RefSeq lists its product as uncharacterized. The transcript has 11 exons. Gene Ontology annotation, biological process: DNA repair; telomere maintenance. Gene Ontology annotation, molecular function: DNA helicase activity. Lineage: Eukaryota; Viridiplantae; Streptophyta; Magnoliopsida; Asterales; Asteraceae. The record is from RefSeq and is a predicted model, not a curated record. Bases 1 to 5064 code for a protein of 1687 amino acids.